AUGUCCAUGCUGCCGUCCUUCGGCUUCACGCAGGAGCAAGUGGCCUGCGUGUGCGAGGUGCUCCAGCAAGGGGGGAACCUGGAGCGGCUGGGCCGGUUCCUCUGGUCCCUGCCGGCCUGCGACCACCUGCACAAGAACGAGAGCGUCCUCAAAGCCAAGGCGGUGGUGGCCUUCCACCGGGGCAACUUCCGCGAGCUCUACAAGAUCCUGGAGAGCCACCAGUUCUCGCCCCACAACCACCCCAAGCUGCAGCAGCUCUGGCUCAAGGCGCACUACGUGGAAGCCGAGAAGCUACGGGGCAGACCCCUGGGCGCCGUGGGCAAGUACCGGGUGCGCCGAAAAUUCCCCCUGCCCAGGACCAUCUGGGAUGGCGAGGAGACCAGCUACUGCUUCAAGGAGAAGUCCCGGGGCGUGCUGAGGGAGUGGUACGCACACAACCCCUACCCCUCGCCCCGGGAGAAAAGGGAGCUGGCCGAGGCCACCGGCCUCACCACCACCCAGGUCAGCAACUGGUUUAAAAACAGGAGGCAGCGGGACAGAGCAGCAGAGGCGAAGGAAAGGUACUUGGAGAACACUGAAAACAACAACACGUCCACCAACAAACCCAACCAGCUCUCUCCCCUGGAUGGGGGCAAACCGCUUAUGUCCAGCUCCGAAGAAGAAUUCUCCCCCCCACAAAGUCCAGAUCAGAACUCAGUCCUUCUGUUACAGGGAAACCUCAACCAUGCCAGGAGCUCCAACUAUUCCCUGACCGGCUUAACUGCCUCUCAGACCAGCCACAGCCUUCAGGACUCCCUGUUAGGACCCCUCACCUCGAGCUUGGUAGACCUCGGCUCCUAA
Emys orbicularis (European pond turtle) is the source of this 840-nucleotide messenger RNA. Its product is annotated as homeobox protein SIX1. NCBI's taxonomy places the organism in Eukaryota, Metazoa, Chordata, Testudines, Emydidae. The coding region runs from base 1 to 840 and encodes 279 amino acids. Gene Ontology annotation, cellular component: transcription regulator complex; nucleus. Gene Ontology annotation, biological process: regulation of transcription by RNA polymerase II; regulation of skeletal muscle cell proliferation; skeletal muscle fiber development. Gene Ontology annotation, molecular function: RNA polymerase II cis-regulatory region sequence-specific DNA binding; DNA-binding transcription factor activity, RNA polymerase II-specific. The record is from RefSeq and is a predicted model, not a curated record. The transcript has 2 exons.